AUGGCCUCCUUCGCCUCUAAUCCGCCGCAGAGGCCGCUCGUCCCCCUCGACCCAGGCGGGAGGCCUCCUUCCAUCUGCUUCGCGCCCCCGGCCUUGGCGACGCCGGAAGGCUGGGCGCGUGCGCAGAGAAGCCGGGAGAGGAAACUGGGCCUGGUGCGAGGAAGAGGCUGGUAAGUUGGCAACCCCCGAAAAGAAGAGCUUCCCAGCCCUAGGGCCUGGUGCGCAUGCGCCAGGUGGAGUGCGAGGAAGAGGCUGGUAAGUUGGCAACCCCCGAAAAGAAGAGCUUCCCAGCCCUAGGGCCUUGUGCGCAUGCGCCAGGCGGAGUGCCAGGAAGAGGCUGGUAAGUUGGCAACCCCCGAAAAGAAGAGCUUCUCAGCCCUAGGACCUUGUGCGCAUGCGCCAGGCGGAGUGCGAGGAAGAGGCUGGUAAGUUGGCAACCCCCGAAAAGAAGAGCUUCCCAGCCCUAGGGCCUGGUGCGCAUGCGCCAGGCGGAGUGCGAGGAAGAGGCUGGUAAGUUGGCAACCCCCGAAAAGAAGAGCUUCCCAGCCCUAGGGCCUGGUGCGCAUGUGCCAGGCGGAGUGCGAGGAAGAGGCUGGUAAGUUGGCAACCCCCGAAAAGAAGAGCUUCCCAGCCCUAGGCUUUUUCUGGCUGUCGCAGGUAUUGCUUUCGUAUGUUAAAUAUUUUUACUUUCUCAAAUUGAUUUUGGAAGCCGUGUUUUAGAAUUGCCCGGAUGGCAUUGCUCAAGGGUGGUGCAUGAUUUAUUUGGAUUAAACUGAUGAAACCUUGUAGAGGGGGACCGUUCCGGAGCCCCGUUCGCAUCCAGAAGCCAACGCAACCCGGGUCUGUGCGUCUGCGUGUGUCGGGAUUCGGCGCUUCAUUUUGAGCGUCUGCGCAUGUGCAAUUGACGUGCUCCGUUACUUCUGGGUCACCGCGGAGAGCAACCCGAAAAUAUUCAUCCCAAAUGACUGUAAUAAUAAUAAUAAUAAUAAUAAUAAUAAAUUUAAUUUAUAUCCCGCCCUCCCCAGCCAAAGUCAGGCUCAGGGCGGCUAACAACAAUCAAAUAAUCCAACAUUCUAAAACAUUUCAUUAUAAAAAUUAAUUAAAAUCAAAUUAAUGGCAACCGUUAAGCAAAGUUCUGUGCAGGUUGCCAGAGGAGGGAGUCAGGCUGUGCCCUGGCCAAAGGCCUGGUGGAACAACUCUGUCUUGCAGGCCUUGCGGAAAGAUGUCAGGUCCCGCAGGGCCCUAGUCUCUUGUGACAGAGCGUUCCACCAGAUCGGGGCCACAGCCAAAAAAGCCCUGGCUCUAGUUGAGGCCAGCCUAACCUCUCUGAGGCCUGGGACCUUCAGGAUGUUUUUAUUUGCAGACCGUAGGUUCCUCUGUGGGGCAUACCAGGAGAGGCGGUCCCGUAGGUACGAGGGUCCUAGGCCGUAUAGGGCUUUAAAGGUUAAAACCAGCACCUUAAACCUGAUCCUGUACUCCACCGGGAGCCAGUGCAGCUGGUAUAGCACCGGAUGAAUGUGAUCUCGCAGCGAAGACCCCGUAAGGAGUCUCGCCGCGGCAUUCUGCACCCGCUGGAGUUUCUGGGUCAGUCUCAAGGGCAGCCCCACGUAGAGCGAGUUACAAUAAUCCAGUCUGGAGGUGACCAUCGCGUGGAUCACAGUGGCUAGGUCAGGGCUAGAGAGAUAAGGGGCCAACUGCUUAGCUUGGCGGAGAUGGAAAAAUGCCGCCUUUGUUAUAGCUGUAAUCUGCGCCUCCAUAGACAGGGAGGUAUCGAAGAUUACACCCAAACUCUUAACGGACGGUGCUGGCAAGAGAUGGGAGUUGCCCCCCCAAUCCCAUAUCGUCCCGUCCCAGCCAGAGGACCUCUGUCUUCAAAGGAUUUAACUUCAACCGGCUUCCACGUAACCAUCCAGCCACAGCUUCCAAACAUCUGGUCAGUGUGUCUGGGGCCGAGUCAGGAUGGCCAUCCAUCAACAGAUAGAGUUGGGUGUCAUCGGCAUACUGAUGGCAACCCAGCCCAAAACUCCGGACAAGCUGGGCGAGGGCGCAUAAAGAUGUUAAAAAGCAUCGGGGAGAGUAUCGCACCCUGAGGCACUCCACACACCAAGGAGUGGCGCGAUGACAAUUCCCCCCCAAGCGCCACCCUCUGUCUCCGACCAGAGAGAAACGAGCGCAGCCAUUGAAGGACUGUGCCCUAGAUCCCCAUGUCGGCAAGGCGGUGGUCCAGGAGUUCGUGAUCGACCAUGUUGAAGGCUGCUGACAGGUCUAGAAGAAUCAGCAGCCCCGACCCGCCUCGAUCCAGCUGCCUGCGGAGAUCAUCUGUUAGGGCGACCAGAGCCGUCUCGGUCCCAUGACCAGCGCGGAAGCCGGACUGGAAUGGAUCCAGAGCCGAUGUUUCAUCCAGAAACCUACCAAGCUGUUCAGCAACCGCUCUCUCAGUCACCUUACCCAGGAAUGGAAGAUUCGAAACCGGGCGGUAAUUGGAUAGAUCUAAGGGAUCUAAUGAUGUUUUCUUUAAGAGCAGGCGCACCACUGCCUCCUUCAAUUCCCCUGGAAAUAUCCCGGUGCCAAGGGACAAAUGUACUGGGAGGAGGCAGGCAGGGAGGGCUUUUUCCUUUUUGAGGGGAGAUGAUGGAAUAUACUUGGUGUUGCUCUAGUCAUGUCUGUAGGUGCCAGUCACCUGUGGCUUUUUAGGGGAGCGACAGUCUCAGGGGGGGGGAGACAUGUCGUGCUCCUUCUGGGGUCGUGUGUCCACCUUUGGUCCCCACCCUGCACUCUGCUCUUAUCUGUGGCUCCUGGAAGCAUUCAGCAGGCGACAGUGGCCACAAUCCUGGGACCGGCUUCGACUGUCCGGCUAAAGCAGGUGAGGGGAGCCGAUGGGUCUCAAACCCUUGUAGAGGAGGCAGGACCCUCAGUCUCGGCAACUGACCUAUGGAAUAAGCUGCUGUGCUCCUUAGGCCUCACACUCCGCCAAGUCUGUGCUGAUUGUGUUCAUGGUAAUAAAGGGUUCACUCAGACUUGCAUGGUGGGAUUUAUUGCCAGCUGGCUCCUGACAGGUAUGAGGGAGAAUACUCUGCAGGCUUAAUGACUUGGACCAAUAAUUCCAAUGAAAAACAAAUUCCUGGGAUCCCAAGAUAUCAGCAAACAGAGAAGAAUAUCUGUUGCCUCCCUGCACGACUCUGCUCUGGCUUCAAGUGGCCUCUGAAUGAAAAGCAACACUUGCUGGAUUCUUCUAGUGCAGGGAUGUGGACCAUCUGUUCCCCUCCAGAUGUGCUUGGGCUCCAGCUCCCACCAGCUCUCAACAACAUAUACCAGUUUCCCAGACUUGGGUUUCCAGCUGUUGUUGGACUACAACUCCCAUCAUCCCUAGCUACCAGGACCAGUGGUCAAGGAUGAGGGGAAUUGUAGUCCCCAAACUGCUGGAGACCCAAGCCUGGGAAACCCUGGCAUAUACAAUGCUCAAAGGUGAUGGGAGUUUGUCAAUUCAUGGAGACGCACAGAUUGCCAACAGGUUUCGUUCAGUGAGCAACAACUGCUAUUUUUUAAGAACCUAAGAAAAGAGGUUUAAAGACUGCAUAGGGUAAAAUAUGUGGGAUGUAAUCCUUUUGGCAGUCAAAUACAACAUUCCUUGUUUGCCUAGAGUGGACACAGACAGGAGGAUAUUGAUCCAGCCAAUUGAACUUCCUGUUACACCUGUGUGGAGCAUCCUCCCUCUGCAUGUGACCCUAGCAGACCUAACGAAAGGUCCAGUCACUCAGCCAUCUCUCUCUCUGAAAACGUUAGCAGGAUUCAUAGAACACCUGUAGAGUAUGAAUUUGAGGGGGCCACACCUCAAUCCAGGAGACUCCUGGCACCCCAUCAGAGCCCCACAUGCCUUGGCCUCCGUUCCCUUGUCUCCUGGGUCUGGGAGAUCUUUAGGAAAGCGCUGCCACCAGUGCCACUGGCGUAAUCCAGCUGGGACGGUCGCAUUCCCCCACAGCCAAUGUGAUUCAGUUAUGUCCCGCUUCCAGGAGGAGCUGGGAGACCUGUUUCAGAACCAGAUGGUUUAUGUUCCAACCUCCCCUUUCCUCUUUAUAUCAAAAAAGAAGAUAUAAGCAGCAGCAUCAACACCACCCAGGGAUCUCCAGAAAGAGGAUGUGAUGCACGAUCAGUCACACAUUCGUUUUUGUCUAGAACUUACCAUGUUGGUAAAAAAACACCUUUUAAAAAACAGAGAAAGUGCUGCUUCCUUCCAAAACGGUGCCUGGAAUGAGAGGCCUGUUAGGCCAGGUGUGAUUUCCCUGAACAUCAGUGGGAAUGUGCCCAGUUGAGGAUCCCACACUUUAAAGGAGGGUAGGGACAAACUGGAACGGGUGGGGAACAGUCCGAUGAAGAAAGGUUGGAAGGGAGUGGACAUGUUUAGCCUGGCCGGGGUAAAAGAUGCCCCAUUUGUGGGCAGAAGUCCUCUGCCCACGCAACCCUGCAUCUACAAGAUUAACACAAGGCUGCCAGGGUGCCCGGUUGGUGGUAACCCAAGACAAGGCAGUGGCUUCCCGUUUGUGAGAUGCCCUCACUCGUGAGGUGCAUCCGUCUCCCUCGCUAUUAGCUUCUAUGAGAAAUUUAAAGGUAUCCCUGUUUAAACAAGGUAUUUGGGAGUUGAAAGCCCUGUCCCUGGCAAUUCUGAAGUUGUUUGGAGAGCCGCUGAUUGCUUUUAGGAUUUGUUACCUGUUUUUAGAAUAAUUUUAAUUUGGUGGCUUUUAUGUUUUGUUAUUGAAGUUUCAAUGGAUAUCGGCAACUCCAAGGAUGUGUGCAGGAGGAGCCCAAAUGGGAAGAAACCCCUUGA
Molecule: messenger RNA, 4822 nt
Organism: Podarcis lilfordi (Lilford's wall lizard)
Lineage: Eukaryota; Metazoa; Chordata; Lepidosauria; Squamata; Lacertidae
Source: the annotation of a GenBank genome assembly